AUGGGAAUCCCACUACUCUCGUCACUGAGUGACCUUUACUUGAAUGGAAGAUGGAAUCUACCGCCUGCAAGAUCAGAUAACCAAGUUUCACUACAAGCUCAUCUCACAACUAUUAGCCUUUCGGAUCAUGAUGAUUACUAUGAAUGGGAGAUUGAUGGAAGGAUUGAAAGUAGGUUCAACACGGGCAUGGUUUACAGUAAGCUAGUUAAUCAAUUACCUUUGGUGAACUGGUCCGAUGCUAUCUGGAUCAAAGGAGGGAUUCCGAGACAGAGUUUCCUAUGUUGGCUUUUUGUUUUGAAUCUAUGUCCUACAAAGGACAUAAUUCUUGGAUGGGGCCUCCAAACGGAUCCAAACUGCGUGUUGUGUACAAAUCAAUUGGAGAGUAGGGAUCACCUCUUCUUUUCCUGCAGAUUUACUUGGUCAAUUUGGAGCCGAGUGGCGGCUUGA
Molecule: messenger RNA, 447 nt
Organism: Arabis nemorensis
Lineage: Eukaryota; Viridiplantae; Streptophyta; Magnoliopsida; Brassicales; Brassicaceae
Source: the annotation of a GenBank genome assembly